Molecule: messenger RNA, 1044 nt
Organism: Cuculus canorus (common cuckoo)
Lineage: Eukaryota; Metazoa; Chordata; Aves; Cuculiformes; Cuculidae
Gene: C8G
Product: complement C8 gamma chain
Exons: 7
Coding region: 93-713 (206 amino acids)
Biological process (GO): complement activation
Cellular component (GO): membrane attack complex
Source: RefSeq, a predicted model, not a curated record
CCCCCCGUCUGACCCCACGGCUCUGCGCCCUCGGCCUUUGACCCCGGUGUUUGCUGGGCUGGUGCGGCGCCGCCGCCCCGCGUUUCCCAUCCAUGGCCGCCCCGCGCCGUCUCGCGCUGCCGCUGCUGCUGCUGGUGGGGCUGGGGCUGGGGCUGGGGCUGGGGCUUCGCCCCCCGCCGCCCUCCGCCCGCUGCCCGCUGGACGCCGUGGCGGCCGCCGAGGGGCUCCGGCUGCCCCAGCUUGCAGGGAGGUGGUUCCUGGUGGGCAUGGCAUCCCGCUGCAGCUACCUGGCAGAGCACAGCCACCAGCUGGAGGCCACAGUGGUGAUGGUGACCGUCCUGGACGGGCAGAGCCUGGCUGUCAGCACCUUCAGGAAGAUGGACGGGAUGUGCUGGGAAAUCAGGCAGCGCUAUGUCCCUGCGCGGGCCAGUGGACGCUUCCUCCUGAAGGGCCGCGGCUACGGCAGCAAGGUGGACAUGGUGGUGGGCGAGACGGACCAUAGCAGCUAUGCCAUCCUCUACUACCAGAAGGGCCGGAGCAUCUCUGUCAAGCUCUAUGGACGGAGCAGCCGGGUCAGUGAUGCCAUCGUGGAGAAGUUUGAGCAGCGGGUCAAGGCUGUGGGCCUGAGCGAAGACUUCACCUACUACUUCCCCACAUAUGGGUUUUGCGACUCUGCAGACGAGUUUCACAUCCUUGAUGAAACAAAGCCAUAGGUGCAGGAGGUCCCCAGAGCUCAGCCCUCAUCUUGUCCGGGCACCCAUGGCCAUGCAGGACCGAGCUGGUGUUUGACUGUGCCCCACUGCUGCUCCACAGCUCUGGAGCUGGCCCGCAGUCUCCCUGGCCCCUCCAGCCACACUGGCAGCCAUGCCUGUCCUCGUCCUGCCCCUCUGCAGCUUUGUGUUCCCCCUCUUCCUUGCAGCAGCCCGCAGCACCUCAAUAAAUGCCUUGGACAAAGGUCUGUGUCCAGGCAAGUCACCCCUCGAUUUGCCCCAGUGAGGCCAGUGCUGCCUCCACCCCUGGGCUCCUGGUGCCAGGCUGGGGGCG